Messenger RNA from Aphidius gifuensis, 2478 nucleotides. Its product is annotated as protein 5NUC-like. Gene Ontology annotation, cellular component: plasma membrane. Gene Ontology annotation, biological process: AMP catabolic process. NCBI's taxonomy places the organism in Eukaryota, Metazoa, Arthropoda, Insecta, Hymenoptera, Braconidae. Gene Ontology annotation, molecular function: nucleotide binding; metal ion binding; 5'-nucleotidase activity. The coding region runs from base 331 to 2004 and encodes 557 amino acids. The transcript is spliced from 7 exons. The record is from RefSeq and is a predicted model, not a curated record.
UAUACAUUUGUUAUUAUCAACUACGGAGAAACCCGAUAAUUCUUCGAAUAUUUUCGAGAUCCGGUGCUUUCCAUGUGACAAACACGUUGGCAUUUGAUUAUUUUUAUUAUUGACAACUUAUUUUUAUUUAUUUAUAAGUACCUUAAUUGGAUUCAAUGUGAUAUAACAUUAUAACUAUCAUUAAAAUGACAAAUAGUCAAGGCUAAAGUUUGAGAGACACGCCUUGGCAACACAGCAACUUUUUUUUUUUUCUCAUUAAUUUUUAAUAAAUAAGGAAAAGAAGAUUUUGUAUAUUGUCAAUGAUAAUUUAUCAUUCUUUGAAUAUCAGAUAUGUCUCUAAUACAAGGAAUCAAAUGGGCCAUCUUGUUAUUCAUUUUAUUGAGUGGUAUAUUUUUUGAAGCACCAUUAAAUGUUCAAUCAUUUAAACUCAAUAUUUUGCACACAAAUGAUAUGCACUCCAGAUUUUUGGAAACUUGUAUAAAUAAAAAUACAUCAAAUGAAAAAUGCUAUGGUGGAUUUCCUCGUCUUGUAACUCUCAUAAAUCAAGCAAAGAAGUCUGAUAAUUCAACAAUAUUUUUAAAUGCUGGUGAUACAUAUCAAGGUACUUACUGGUUUACAAAAUACAAAUGGGAAGUUGUUGCAAGAGGCUUAAAUAUGUUAAAACCUGAUGCAAUGUGUCUUGGAAAUCAUGAAUUUGACAAUGGUAUAAAUGGGCUUAUUCCUUUUCUUGAAAAUGCAUCAUAUCCUGUACUUGCAGCAAACUUGGAUUUAACAGAAGAACCUGAAUUAGCUGUAACUGGAAUAAAAAAUAGUACAAUCCUAACAGUAAAUGAUUAUAAAAUUGGCAUAAUUGGUUAUCUGACAAACCAAACAAAACUAACUUCUAGUUCUAGAAAUGUCAAGUUUCUUGAUGAAGUUACAGUGAUUCAAGAAGAAGCUAAUAAACUUAAAGCUGAUGGUAUAGAUAUUCUGAUAGCAUUGGGUCACUCUGGCUACAAACUGGACAAAAUAAUUGCUGAACAAGUUGAUGGUAUUGAUCUUGUAAUUGGUGGCCAUUCACAUACUUUUUUAUACAGUGGAAAUCAGUCAAAUUAUGAUACACCUGAAGGACCAUAUCCAACUAAAAUCAAACAAAAAAAUGGUAAAAUUGUUUAUGUUGUCCAGGCUUCAGCUUACACCAAGUACAUGGGACAUGUUGUCGUUAAUUAUGAUGAGAAAGAAAAAAAAGUAAUAAAUAUUACAGGAAGUCCAAUUUUAGUUGAUGAUAGCAUUGAAAAUGACAAAGAUGCUGUGGCUGAAUUUGAAGAAUUUCGUUUGCCAAUAAAAGAUGUAGAAGAAAAAAUUGUUGGCUCUAGUUUAGUUCUCCUUGAUGGAAAAUUAAAAAAUUGUCAACUUAAAGAGUGUAACUUUGGAAAUCUUAUAACUGAUGCGAUGAUUGACUAUGCAAAUAGACAAGAUAAUUUGACUGGAAAAUGGAAAUAUCCAUUAGUUGCAUUUGUAGGAGCCGGCUAUAUUCGAGAUUCUAUUGAUCAGCUUCCAAGUCAUAAGAUAACAAUGGGUGAAGUUUUAACAGUUUUUCCAUUUGUUGAUACAGUUUUACUUGUUGAAAUUCCUGGUAAACUACUUCUCGAUGCACUCGAAUGGAGUGCAUAUAACGCUUUUAAAUCCAACUAUGCUUUUCUGCAGUUAUCCGGUAUCAAGGUGACAUAUAAUUUAGGAAAUCCUUUUGGUUCGAGAGUUAUUUCAGCACAGGUACGUUCUUUUAAAGGACGAAUUCCCCACUUUGAAGAUAUUGACAAGGAUAAAAAUUAUACUACAAUUACCACAGAUUAUAUUCAUACUGGUGGUGAUGGUUACACAAUGUUUAAAAACUUAGAAUGGUAUUCAUUGAAUAUAACAGGAGCUGAAGUUCUUGCUCAAUAUUUACAAAUACACAGCCCUGUGUAUCCGGGUAUUGAAUCAAGAAUUAACUUUGUUUCUACUCAAAACUCAACUAACAAUUAAUCAAAGCAAUCUUUGUUUUUUUUUUGCCUUAAAAAUUACUAAUCUAUCGUACAAUUUAUUAAGAAAAAAUAAUCUAUUUUUUAAUACUAAAAUUUAUUGGAAGAGAUAAUUUGAAUUUAAAAUCAUAAAAAACUUGAUUUAUUAUUAUUAUUAUUAUUAAAUAGAAAAAGUUUUAAUCGUUCAUACUGACAUUGAAAGCUUGUCAAUAAAUUUUCCCAGGUAUUCCCAUGAAAAUCCUGGAUGAACUCACAGUAUCGAUAUUCCAAUUUAACAGAUAUGUCCUUGGCCGAAAGUCAUAAUACAAAUUUCAAUAACACUUUGAUGAAAUAUUAUUUAAUAUUGCAAGUAUUUCUAUGAAACAGAUAAAUGAUUCUCAUGAUUAGCAUUGACUUGAUUAUAGUCAAGGUUUAUCAUUCAUUAAUAUAUUUACAUUCGUAGGAAUUCAAUUGAAUAAAAAAAUUAAUAAAUACGAUA